GCUGUGUCUAAAGCAGAGCAGAAGAUUGUAGAUAACGGCCGAGCUCGUGCUGCUGUCUUGGGAAUUCUUUGAAAGUUUCUUGCUGUGGGUUUGGCAGCCAACGUGUUCACUUUUCCCACAAGCAACAUGCCCAGGCUCAUUCUUCCAGACCCAAUACUCCUCUACCUCCUGCUAAACCUCUGCCUCUCUUUACCAGGGUGGGCACAUGCUCUGACAGGAGGCAACUGCCCGAGCUCUAAGUGGAACGUCAUGUGUCGUCCGUGUUGCGAGUACCACCUCAUCCAGUGUCGGUGCCCCUCUAAAGGCUCCAGGGUAGGCUACACUGUUCCCUGCUGCCGCAACGCUCUGGAUCAGUGUGACCCUUGUAUCAUUCACCCAGGCUGCAGUCUGUUUGAGAAUUGUAAAACCUGCCACAAUGGAACAUGGAAAGCUAAUGAUGACUUCUUUGUCGAUGGAAAGUAUUGCACGGAGUGUCGUCAAGGCUGGAGCGGAGGAGACUGUAAAACAUGUGGAGGAGUUAUUCACCGAGCUCAGGGUCACAUAAUCGUGGAGAGCUACCCAACAAACGCCCGAUGUGAAUGGACUGUGCAAGUGGAGAGGGACAGCAGCGUUGAGCUCAGCUUCUUACAACUCAGUUUGGAGUCUGACCACAGCUGUCGUUACGACUACAUCGAGGUACGUGACGGUGACUAUCUGGGCUCUCCUGUGAUUGGGCGGUUCUGUGGGGACCGGCUGCCUCCUCCAAUAAAAAGUUCCGGGAACUCCUUGCACAUUCUGUUCUCCUCGGAUGGCUACAAUAACUUUGAUGGAUUUGUUCUUGCCUUUCAGGAGAUUUCAGUUUCCACCAUCAAGAAUGCAGCAUGCACACUCCCAGAAAACCCAAGUAAUGGAUAUUUGCUGCCAGUAUAUGGUCCAAAUGAGGAGCUUGUCUUUGUAAACUACUGGUGUCAUGCACCUUUCACACUGACGGGUGCCCAGAAGAGGACCUGUCUGUCGAAUGGCACAUGGAGCGGCUCAACCCCUUCAUGUGUAAAAGGCCAAACAAGCCCAGUUCGGUGUGCCCCUCCAAGGAAUUUGCUCCAUGGUUACCACAGACCUUUUCCUGACGCAGCUGGAGGUUCACAGACGAUAGAGUUUUUCUGUAAAAACUCCUACAUUUUAAGUGGAAGCCACCUGAGUACCUGCCUGUCUAAUGGAUCUUGGAGUAGCAGGCCGCCAAAGUGUGUCAGAGCUUGUCAAGAACCCAAAGUGUCUGGACUGGUGCGUCAAACUGUUGUGAAGCCACAUCAAUUUUCAAGAAAGAGUUCAGACCAAAGGCUCCCCCUCUCCUCCAGAUACAACGUGCCCGAUUUGUUGUCGGCUGGCUUCAUUCCGCUGAUGCAGGGCAAACAGCCCAAAGAGGAGCGAGACGACAUCGCCCCGGAGGCAAUUCCUCGAGGCUUACACCCGCUUUUCACGAGCAUCGAUUACAAGUGUGCUUCGCCUCUCUACCAGCACACAGGAAGUUCCCGACGCACCUGUCUGAAGACUGGCAGGUGGAGCGGGCGCCAUGUUUCCUGCUCACCAGUUUGUGGCAAAUUGGACACUUUCAGCCGACACAACCUGUCCGAGACUCAGUGGCCGUGGCACGCGGCCAUUUUUAUCCGCUCGCCCCCUGAUCAUACUGCGAGCAGCAUGUCCCAUGAAGGGACCGUGUUGGGCCAGCAGGGGGCCUCAGAGGAGUCCACAUUCUGGUACCUGGCAUGCAGCGGGGCUCUGGUUGCCCAGCGGAGGGUCCUGGUUUCAGCUCAGUGUGUGGUGGACGAGGACAAGCCGCUCCACCCCGCCCAUGUGAAGGUUGUCAUAGGGAUGCAGCAUCAUGCAUCCAGGCAUCAGUUGAAAAGCCAGCACCAUCUCAGGGUUUCGGAGAUUUUAGUCCAUCCGCAUUUUUACACGGCGUCGGACUACAAUGUGGCCGUGCUCAAGCUGCAAGACAAGGCCAAGAUCAGCGAGCGCGUGCUGCCAGUGUGUCUACCCAAAAUGCAAGGCGGGGAGGUGACGGCUCAGGAGGCUUACACUGUGAGGUGGAAUUUACCCAGCGAUCACAGGCAACCCAGGCCCUACGCAGCUCCAAGCCAGACGACACUCGUUGAGCUGAGCGACGUUUCACGAUGUGAAAGGGAAUUUGCUGGAGGAGGAGCACACGGCACGGUGAUCAGUGACAAUACGCUGUGUGUCAUUACUAAGCCGUCCAGUCCUCAAAGCCCUUGUCCCAGUGUUAUUCCAGGCAUCACAACCGUGCCAGCUGUGUUUUUAUCCACAAGUGGUGCUUUGUCGGGUCACGAGGAGACUCGGGGAGCUUCUAACGCAGGCUGGCAGCUGCUUGGUUUAGAGAGUUUGAUCCGCGGGAAAAACAACUGCCACCGGCAGCUUCACACCGUUCAGACACGAAUUGCGAACUUUCGCGAUUGGAUAGAGGAAAACAUGAAGUAGACUAUUUUCUUCCCAUUAUUUAAAGCAGCUGUUCAGACAUGUCAAUAUUCAUUUCUCUUCAAUUUAGUCAGCCACGCAGUUGACAGAAAUGGUGUUGAAUGGAAUGUGGAUGCAGCUUCUAGGUUCACCUCUGUGUCAAACAACUCAAACAGCGAGGUGAAUAAGAACACCUCCUGAUCAUUUGUUUUGUUUUCAGAAUAAAGCACUUUUUACAGAUA
Mugil cephalus (flathead mullet) is the source of this 2690-nucleotide messenger RNA. It is a transcript of the gene pamr1a, whose product is annotated as peptidase domain containing associated with muscle regeneration 1a. The coding region runs from base 127 to 2472 and encodes 781 amino acids. The transcript has 11 exons. Gene Ontology annotation, biological process: proteolysis. NCBI's taxonomy places the organism in Eukaryota, Metazoa, Chordata, Actinopteri, Mugiliformes, Mugilidae. The record is from RefSeq and is a predicted model, not a curated record. Gene Ontology annotation, molecular function: serine-type endopeptidase activity.